This is a messenger RNA of Gryllus bimaculatus (two-spotted cricket), 1955 nucleotides long. The record is from the annotation of a GenBank genome assembly. Lineage: Eukaryota; Metazoa; Arthropoda; Insecta; Orthoptera; Gryllidae.
AUGUAUUGUUCAUGGAGGUUACUUUCACCAUGGUUGAUCAGUGAGUGCCUGGAGUGUGUAGAGUAUAUACUCUUGUGGUAUGUAGAGUGAGUAGUGAGCACCAGUGAGCACAGAGCAGUUAGGAGAGUAUUCUAAGAGUCUGGAGUAUAGGUGCUUAUAAAUUAAUGGAGAUAUUAGUUAAUAUCAAGAUUCAACAUUAUAUCGAAUUAAAUAUUAUGUGGAAUGUAAAGCUGUUACAAAGUGAUUCUGAUUAUGGCGGUCCACGUGUGGCUGGAAUACCAAUUUUGUAAAUGAACAAUAGGUUUGCUGCCAAGUCCACGUUUUACGGACAGAUCGGAGUGAGUUAAGUGAAACUGCUAAUCGAUUGGUUUGGUGUACAUUAAUUAAACGAAGAGAAAGCCGCAAGCGUUGCAAAAGCAUCUUGCCUGUAAGUGAAAGGUUCCAUAACCUAAAUGACAGGAGCUUUUAUUCAACGGGUACGUAUUCUGCGUUUUGCUGAUUUUGACUUUCUUUUAAGAAGCUUCUUUAAAAUGGAACAAGCGCUUAAUCAUAGGAAAAGAUUUUCGAGUAAUGACUCCAGUGAAGUAGAUAAUAAAAAGCCUUUACUUGAAACGGACAGGGUAAAGCGCAAAAAGAGUGCUGUGUUAUUGGCAUAUUCGGGUGUUGGUUAUUUAGGAAUGCAGAGAAAUCCAGGCAUGAAGACAAUUGAAGAGGAUUUGUUGCAAGCUUUGUUGAAAAGUGGAUACAUUAAUGAUGAUGCAUUUGCAACACCACAGAAUAUUCAAUUUCAGCGUGCAGCUCGUACUGACAAAGGUGUUUCUGCAGCUAGGCAAGUAAUUUCAGCUAAAUUGCCGGAAGAAAUUAACAUUUCAAACAUCAAUGAAAACUUACCAGAACAAAUAAGAGUGCUUUCAGUAAAGAGGACUACAAAAGGAUUUAAUAGCAAAUCUGCAUGUAAUGCUAGGACAUAUUCAUACACCUUACCCACAUUUGCCUUUAGUCUUCCUGGGGAAUCAAUGGAAAAUUAUCGUAUUACAACUGAAGUUAUUGAUAAAGUAAACUCUACUCUUCAAUUAUUUGAAGGAACUCAUAAUUUUCAUAAUUUUACUUCAAGGAAGAGGCCUUUAGAUCCAAGUGCCCAUCGUUAUAUCAUGAAAUUUGAAUGUAGCCAACCUUUUGUGUGUGAAGAUUUGGAAUUGGCAACAAUAAAAGUUAAGGGACAAAGUUUCAUGCUUCACCAAAUUAGAAAAAUGAUAGGUCUUACAAUUGCUGUUGUUAGAGGUCAUACUACAGCUGACACAAUUGAAAAAGCAUGGAAACAUGAGAGACUUGAUAUACCUGUUGCUCCAGGUUUAGGUUUAGUAUUGGAUGAAGUUCAUUAUGACCAUUACAAUACAAGAUAUGGAAAAGAUGGAAUUCAUGAACCUCUAGAUUGGACAGAAGUAGAAGACGACGUGCAACAUUUCAGAGAGAAGUACAUUCUUCCUACUAUUGUGGAAACAGAGCUGAAGGAGCAAUCCAUGUAUAAUUGGUUAAUAACUCUACCACUACACACUUAUGAUAUUCGAGAGGAUGAGUCUAUUCAAGAAGCAGAAAAGGCUAGUGAUGCAAAUGCAGAAUUGAGUAAUCCUGUACAAGCAGAAAAGGCUAAUGAUGCAAAUGCAGAAUCGAGUAAUCCUGUACAAGCAGAAAAGGCUAAUGAUGCAAGUGCAGAAUCAAUGAAUGCAAGUAAUUCUGUACAAGAAAUAGAAAAGGCUAGUGAUGCAAAUGUAGAAUCAAUUGACUCAAAUUCUUCUACAUGUAGAAAAACAAUGGAUAGUGAAAAACGUAUGAGUACAGUGAAUGGAAGUAUCAGAGCUUCGCAAUAAAUAGAAACUUUUAUACUCAAUAGUACAUCCUUGUAAAUGCUGCUAAUAAAAGUACUUGAAGAAUUUCCAGUUUUAAUUUGUAAUAAA